AUGGGAAUGAUCGGGUUUGUUGUAGCCUUCAAGUAUGUUUUGAUCGACUGCAAGAAUCAGGAUCAGUCGUUCACAAUCGUUCGCGGGUAUGCAUGGGCUGAAUACCAUGACGACAUCUAUCAGGACGUGCACGCAAAGCUGAAGCAAUCUGGGAAAAUCACAGAAUCCGAGUGUGUUGGGGGAGGAAGAAUACAACAUGACGCGUCUUCGAAGCAUCUCAAGGUCUACGGUUACUCGCAAGCAUAUGGACGCGCAGAUCAUGCCAAGUCAGUGGAGCUUCUUCGAGCAAGGUGA
This is a messenger RNA of Guillardia theta CCMP2712, 294 nucleotides long. RefSeq lists its product as hypothetical. The coding region runs from base 1 to 294 and encodes 97 amino acids. Lineage: Eukaryota; Cryptophyceae; Pyrenomonadales; Geminigeraceae. Gene Ontology annotation, cellular component: cytosol. The transcript is spliced from 5 exons. The record is from RefSeq and is a predicted model, not a curated record. Gene Ontology annotation, molecular function: protein histidine phosphatase activity. Gene Ontology annotation, biological process: peptidyl-histidine dephosphorylation.